AUCAGUAUUUUUGGUCAUUUAAUAACUGCAUUGUGCAUAACGCCUGCAAUGACCUAUAUGAAGGAGUAUGUACCUGUAUCGAUGUCUUUCCCAGUGAUGGACAGAUGUGUGUGACAACAAGUGAACUACGAUUAUUUGAUAUUCUGGUUGAAAUUGAGCUGAAUACCACAAGCACAACAAUGCUCGAUGAACUGAGAAACCGUUUUGCAGAAAUCAGUUUCCCAAUUACAUUUGGUCAUGCAGCAGAAAUUACAGAUGUGGCCAUUACAACAGUGUGCAGUUUGAAUGGUACUGAAUAUCAGUGCACGUGUGAGGAUCAGUACUUAUGGCCAUGUGAAAAGUGCACAGUAUAUGGGUCUUGUAAUAAUGUCACCAAUUCCUCGUGUGACUGCAUCAACGCUCUUCCAAAUGAUGGACACUUCUGCCAACCAAUCAAUGAGCUGAUGACUAACUCUACAUGUCCAACUGAACCACCCCCAGCUGAAUACCUAAUUGAGAUUGAAAUUAGCGCAGUGGAUGUAACUGACCUUUCAGUUUCUGCUGAGUCUCGCAGUCACAAUGUGUCAGAGAUUAUAUGA
Ictalurus furcatus (blue catfish) is the source of this 578-nucleotide messenger RNA. RefSeq names its product adhesion G protein-coupled receptor F5-like. The coding region runs from base 105 to 578 and encodes 157 amino acids. The record is from RefSeq and is a predicted model, not a curated record. The transcript has 6 exons. Lineage: Eukaryota; Metazoa; Chordata; Actinopteri; Siluriformes; Ictaluridae.